Messenger RNA from Arabidopsis lyrata subsp. lyrata, 685 nucleotides. Its product is annotated as 50S ribosomal protein 5, chloroplastic. The record is from RefSeq and is a predicted model, not a curated record. The transcript is spliced from 2 exons. The coding region runs from base 86 to 541 and encodes 151 amino acids. Lineage: Eukaryota; Viridiplantae; Streptophyta; Magnoliopsida; Brassicales; Brassicaceae.
GUUCGUUAAGAAGACACAGACAAGGAGAAAAAAGCUUAUCCACUAGAGACACAGAGAAGACGAAUUCUUCCAUUAGAAGAAGAAGAUGGCUCUUCUCUGCUUCAAUUCUCUCCCUUUUCUUUCUUCUCUUUCUUCUUCAUCUUCGUCGCGCCUUCUUCAACCUUCGUCUUUCGCUUCUCCAGUUUGGAGCCUUAAACCCAACGCUGUUGAGUCAAAGAACAGAGUCUCUCUCAGUGCUUACAGCUUGAACUCUAGCCAUGGAAGGGCGGUAGCAAUUGUGGUGAAGGCGGCUGCUUCUGGCGUGGACGGGGCUGAGCCCGAGAGCAAUGAGGAACCAAAUACUGUUGUUGCUGCUGUUCCAGUGGAUAAACUACCAUUGGAAUCAAAAGAAGCUAAAGAGAAACUGCUCUUGGAACUGAGGCUGAAGAUGAAGCUGGCCAAGAAGAUUAGGCUACGCAGGAAACGUCUGGUUCGUAAGCGUAGGAUGAGGAAGAAGGGUCGAUGGCCACCUUCCAAGAUGAAGAAAAACAAGAAUGUCUAAGUGACUCAACUGUUUGCUGCUUUUCAUAUUCGUUUUUGUAAUGUUCUUUUUGGUGUUCAAGGACCCUUAAUGUACUUCAAAUGCAACCAUUGUUUUUGGAUUUAACUUCAAUCUGAGUUCUUCAAAUACAACCAUUGUUUCGUA